UCCAGCCCAAGGGCAUGAAGAUGUUCACUUCACUGGGGUUCUUCUUUGCUACCCUCUCUUUAGCAAGAUGUAUCCCCGUGCAGCCGGUAUCCAACCGCAGCAAAGUCCUCCUUGUGUCCUUUGAUGGCUUUCGGUGGAACUAUGACCAGGAUGUGGACACCCCCAACCUCGAUGCUAUGGCCGCGGAGGGGGUGAAGGCACGGUACAUGACUCCUGCCUUUAUCACCAUCACCAGCCCAUGCCACUUCACACUGCUGACUGGGAGAUACCUGGAGAACCACGGAGUCAUUCACAACAUGUGGUUCAACACCAGCACAGGUCAGAAAUUGCCCUACCACAUGACGCAAGGCGUGGACAGCUGGUGGGACAACGGCAGCCUGCCCAUCUGGAUCACCGCUCAGAGACAGGGUUUAAAGACAGGUUCUAUCUAUUUCCCUGGAGGAAGAGCAAAAUAUCAAGGGGAAGAAGUGAAUAUGAAGUUGGUGGAGCACCCCUUGUUCAACUACAGCAAUGAAACCAACUGGAGAGAGAACAUUGACAUCACCAUGGAAUGGUUCACGGUCAACAACCUCGACUUCAUCGCCCUCUACUUCGGUGAGCCGGACUCAGCAGGACAUAAGUAUGGGCCUGAAUCCACACAGAGGAAAAACAUGAUCAAGCAGGUGGACAGAACCAUCGGUUACUUGAGGCAGCGUAUCCGGGAAAGUGGCCUGGAAUCAAACCUCAACCUCAUCAUCACGUCUGACCACGGCAUGGAGAGUGUCAUAAAGACCAAUGAGAUUCAUAUCCAGACAGUACAGAACUUCUCAUUCAAAGACAUCCAGUUUGAACUCUUAGAUUAUGGACCAAAUGGACUACUGGUGCCAAAAGAAGGAAAAUUAGAGCAUGUGUACUCAGUCCUGAAAAAUGCCCACCCAAACUUACACGUGUACAAGAAAGCAGACUUUCCGAAGAGAUUCCACUAUGCCAACCAUCCCCGGAUCACCCCACUCCUGUUGUACAGUGAUCCAGGCUAUGUGAUCCAUGGGAGAUACAAGGUCCAGUUCAACGUAGGGGAACACGGUUUUGACAAUGAGGCCAUGAACAUGAAAACCAUCUUCCGUGCCGUGGGGCCGGCCUUCAAGCAGGGGCUGGUGGUCGAACCCUUCGAAAGCGUCAAUGUCUACGUCCUCCUCUGCAAGCUCCUGGGCAUCACCCCCGAGCCCCACGACGGCUCCCUGGACGCCGUGAAGCCCAUGCUGCGUUCAGGUGCUCCUCUCCCUCCUGCCACGAAGCUGCCGGUGAUGCUGGGAAUUGCUCUUGUUCUGGGAUGCUGGGGAGGAAUAUACUAACACCCCCCCACCAGAGCCUCCAAGUUCCAGGCAGCUCUACCAGAAAUGCGUGGAGAAAUGAGAAAGGACAUGUCUCAUGAAGACAACCGGUCCCAGUCUCAGAGAAUUGUAGAGUUCCCAAAAACCUCCCCAAAUUACCGAUCCACAUUCCUCCAGAAUGACUGAGUCCCAGGGGAGAGAUGCCUCUCCCAAGCUUUCAGGUGCGCACCAGGAUGCACCACUGUGGAAGCUGGAACCGAUGGACAGUCUGACCUCGACAAGGUUACCCCAACUUCCCUUUCUGCUCAAGGCACAACAACUCCAACUCGGUUCAGACCAGAGACAGUUAAUACCUGUUGAGCAUCUAAAGCAAUU
Messenger RNA from Phalacrocorax carbo (great cormorant), 1685 nucleotides. The record is from RefSeq and is a predicted model, not a curated record. NCBI's taxonomy places the organism in Eukaryota, Metazoa, Chordata, Aves, Suliformes, Phalacrocoracidae.